Molecule: messenger RNA, 2766 nt
Organism: Branchiostoma floridae (Florida lancelet)
Lineage: Eukaryota; Metazoa; Chordata; Leptocardii; Amphioxiformes; Branchiostomatidae
Exons: 8
Coding region: 92-2263 (723 amino acids)
Cellular component (GO): membrane
Source: RefSeq, a predicted model, not a curated record
UCGGUCAGAUGUGACGUAGUACCUGCGUUGCUGAAAGGUUAAAAGCGGUCAGGUGUGACGCACACACCCGUGUUAUGUUACCUGGUCCAAGAUGGCGAGUUCCGUACUGCUUGCAAUCGCCAUGGUAGUCCUGUAUGAUACUUUUCUUGCCCGAGCCCAGGACACCAGAACCGACAGGGCUGGGUCCGUUCUGCGGGAGUAUGUAGACAAGGGCUACUGUACCUACACCUAUGUGGUUCCGCCUGGGUCCCGUACAGGGGGCUGCUCAUCGCCGGGCCUUGAGACACAGCUAGCCGAGACGAAGGAGGAAACAGGUCACUUGAGAAAUCAGGUGGAUCACCUGUCGUCCAUGGUGGAAACCCUGUUGUCCAGGGUGAACAGUUUGUCUGCUGAGCUGUCGCAGGAAAGGUCCACGAGCGCACAGCUAAAACAAAACCUAACACAGGAGAUACAAGAACAAGAAAAUAGUAUCCAAGCUAGGCUACAGAAUCUGACUACAACCUUGUCCGAGCAACAAGUGGCCAUAAACCAAGCGCUGCAGUGUGCUUGUGAAGGACUGGUACCAGGUGACACCGUGUCAUCGCCCACAGCCGGACCGCCGCCUGAUCCAGUGCCCACCGCUGAGGUCACAACAGUCGAGGUGGCGUCACCCUCCGAGCCACAGCCUAUUGCCAGGCUCCAGAUUCAUCUGGCUGAUGGUAGAUCUCCGCUUGAAGGCCGGGUGGAGGUUCGAAACGGUACCGGCCAAUGGGGCUCCGUCUGUGAUGACAACUUUGACCUGCAGGACGCUUAUGUUGUCUGUAGACAGCUCGGCUUCGGGGCGGCACUGGAGGUGAAACUGGCAGGUCAUUUUGGGGAAGGUUCGGGGAACGUCUGGCUGGACGAGGUGGCCUGCAGGGGCAACGAGACGAACCUUGGAGACUGUUCUGCUGAGUCCUGGGGGCGGAGUGACUGUUCACACAAGGAGGAUGUAGGUGUCGUCUGUGAAGGAGACGGGUCCAUGCGGCUGUUCGGAGGCCUCGCGCCGUGGGAGGGACGGCUUGAGUUCCGUCCGUGGCUGGCGGCAGAGUGGGGCACCGUGUGCCAUACCGGCUGGACCCAGGCUGAGAGCGAGCUCGUUUGCAAACAGCUGGGUUAUACCGGAGGAGUCAAUGCCAGCCUGGCAGCUUUUUGGGAAGGAACGGGCCGGGUCUGGCUAGGUGACGUCACCUGUAGUGGAGACGAGACCAACAUCCUGUCGUGUGGUUUCAGCUGGGAACCUUCUGACUGUGAGCAUGGACAGGAUAUAGCAGUUGUCUGUACAGGCGUCGUGUCUGUCCGACUAAACGGGAGCCAGAGUUCAUCAGAAGGCCUACUGGAGAUCCGUCCCGGAGAUGGUGACUGGGGAACGAUCUGUGAUGACGGGUUUGACGACAGGGACGCUCAGGUGGUCUGCAGACAGCUCGGGUAUCGUGGGGGAGUCGCGGCGGUGGGAGGAGUUUUUCCUCAAGGGACUGGCCUCAUCUGGCUGGACAAUCUUGGCUGCUUAGGAAACGAGUCAUCUGUAGCGAGGUGUCAGAUCAACAAGUGGGGAGACCACGACUGCACCCACAAGGAAGACGCAGGAGUCAUCUGUGUACUGGAAGACGACUGUGCUGAGUAUCGUUCAUCAGGAUGGACAACAAGUGGGGUCUUCAGAAUCGGCCUCCUCCCCUCUGAUGUGGAGGCGUUCUGUGACAUGAAUACCGCAGACGGCGGCUGGACCGUGAUCCAGCGGCGGCAGGACGGUUCGGUUCCCUUCAACCGGACCUGGGAGGAGUACAAACUGGGCUUUGGGAACAAGAACGGGGAGUACUGGUUGGGAAACGAGAACAUCUAUAUCCUGACUAAUCAGAAGAACUAUGCUCUCAGAGUAGACCUGGUGGACUGGAGCGGAGACUCACGUUACGCGGAAUACAGCAGCUUCAGAUUAUCUAGUGAGGCAGAUCAGUACAGACCUCAGAUAUCCGGGUAUUCAGGCACCGCGGGAGACUCGAUGAGUAUCUACAUCAACGGUCAAGGGUUCUCCACUGUGGACAGGGACAAUGAUGACUGUGGUUGCGACUGUUCUCAGCAGCACGGACAGGCCGGCUGGUGGUUUACUGGCUGCGGCCUCUCCUUCCUCAACGGUCACUAUCUGGGGAACUGUGGGAACUCCUGUCCACAGAGGCAAGGUGUGGUGUGGUACCACUGGAGAGGCUUUACUUACUCCCUCAAGUCUGUCUCUAUGAAGAUCAGGCCAUGAACAACAUGCUACCUAUUUGAUAUCUGUAAGAAUUUUCAAGUCAUCAAAUGGGGUUUGGACUUUUUUUUAAACGGAAUCUAUAACACCGAAUUUUGUCUGGUUGUACGUGAAAGAAAGACCUAUGCAGGAUCCAGUCAUGCUAUUCUGUCCUGUAUUACUAUCAUGCGCUGAUCAAGGAAUCUUGUUGAAAACCUUCCAUUUCGUAUCAAAUAUACAUUAUAAAUAUAUAUUUGAAAGAUAAAGCAGCUGUAAGCCAGGUUGUACAAGAAGCCGCAAGGCUAUGAAAGCUAUCAAAGUGUAUAUAAGGGAACUUGUACAAAAGUUGCCAGAAAGACUGUAAAAAUCUUUGAGAAGAACAGUAAGAUUUAGUGUUAUCUGUAAAAUGUGCCUUUACUGUGCAGUCUACAUUCUACUACUAGACACUUUUAAAUUCAGUUGUUGUCAAUGAAUUGAUGAAAAAAGUCAAUUCCGAACAGGCAACAUAUAUUUAUUGUCUUUGUGGA